Talaromyces rugulosus is the source of this 708-nucleotide messenger RNA. RefSeq lists its product as uncharacterized. The coding region runs from base 1 to 708 and encodes 235 amino acids. Gene Ontology annotation, biological process: respiratory electron transport chain. The transcript is spliced from 3 exons. The record is from RefSeq and is a predicted model, not a curated record. NCBI's taxonomy places the organism in Eukaryota, Fungi, Ascomycota, Eurotiomycetes, Eurotiales, Trichocomaceae.
AUGAGGUCAGCCCUCAGGUUGCUGGCUAAUGUCAAGCCAGCUCGCUACCUCGAGCCUAAUACGCCGAUCGGGUUGACCGGUUUAACGACGCACCCCAGUCCUCGCCCAACGCUCAUCCACGUCUAUCGCCAGACUCUCGAGAAACUAAAGACCUUCCCCGAGACGUCGGUCUAUCGCAAGUCGACCGAGGCACUUACCCGCCACCGCCUGCAGAUUAUCGAAUCCACCAAGCCCCCCGGAUUUGAUGCCUGGUUUGAGCGCGCCAAGGAAACCGUUGCAAAGCACCCAGAGCACUUCAAAAACCUCAAGUUUGCUCCCGACGGUACCUAUACCAUCGCCGUCGAGGCCGAAAGCGCCAAUUCCGGGGCUUCAUUCCCUCCGAAGACACCGGAAGAAGUUGCCAAGUACGAGGAAGAGGCAGCCCAGUUUGUGAAGGGAGAGCUUCCCGAGAACCCUGUUUUCUUCAAAAAGGUCGCUCAGACAGAGUAUGACCCAGUGCUGGAGAGUGAACCCGCCCUGGAAGCAGAGCAGAUUGCCGAAAUCGAGAAUAAGAUCGGUGCUGGUUUGAUCGAGGAGGUUGUUGUCGUUGCCAACGACGAAUUCAAACUUGUAGACACAUUGGCCGAGUCUCAGGUGUGGGAAGAGCUCGAAGAAAAGCCAAGUCCGGGACAAUGGACUUACUUUGAACGUGGCCCUGAAAAGUCAUAA